ACCACCACCCUCUCGCACUCUUGCCCACCCGCACCAUGUCGUCCACCACGCUCAACUCCAAGGUCCCGUCGCUCUCCAAGGCGCAGGCCGUGCCGCCGUCGUGGAAGGACCUCGGCAAGCUCGCCAACGACACGCUCACCAAGGACAUCCCCGUCCACGGCUCGACCCUCGAGGUCAAGACCAAGGCGCCCAACGGCGUGCAGUUCCGCGUGCUCGGCGCGCGCGACGCCAAGAGCGGCAACAUCAACGGCGACCUCGAGAUCAAGCUCGCCGACAAGAAGCGCGGCCUCACGCUCACGCAGUCGUGGCUCACCAGCAAUGUGCUGCGCAACCACGUCGAGCUCGAGAACCAGAUCGCCACGGGCCUCAAGCUCGAGCUCAUCUCGACGCUCAUCCCCGAGAAGCAGAGCAAGAACGCCAUGUUCGCCGCCAGCUACAAGAUGCCCGGCCUGCACACGCGCUCGCACAUCGACCUCUUCAAGGGCCCGACCGUGACUGCCGACGCCGUGGUUGGCCGUGACGGCUUCCUGCUCGGCUCGGAGGCGUCGUACGACGUGCGCGACGGCAAGGUGCAGCGGUACAACCUCGCCGCCGGCUUCUCGGCUCCCGAGUACGCCGUCACGCUGCACGGCCUCGGCAACCUGAGCACGUACAGCGCCAGCUACUACCACCGCGUCAACUCGGACAUCGAGACGUCGGCGCGCGCCACGUACGACUCCAAGGCCCCGGCCAGCAACGUCAACCUCGAGGUCGGCACGAAGACCUACCUGGACAACGCCGCCUUCGUCAAGGCCAAGAUCAACAACGCCGGCAUCCUGUGCCUCGGCUACACGCAGGCCCUGCGCCCGGGCGUCAAGGCCUCGCUCGGCCUCGCGCUCGACACCGUCAAGCUCUCCGACGCCGGCGGUGCCAACGCCCACAAGGCCGGCUUCAGCCUCGUCUUCGAGGCCUAAGCGGCACUGCUUGGCCAUGCGCCGGGCCCUCGUGCCAUGCGCCACCGCCCGAUGGACCCGCCCCGGCAUCGUGCGUGUGCGCGUCUGUGCGAGGACCUGCCUCUGAACGAGACACUAGACCAACGCUGCUCGCUUCUUCCUGCCGUCGCUCUGCCGUCGCACGCAGGCGCGCUGUCUGAAUCAAAUGAAUUGCACACAUC
This is a messenger RNA of Tilletiopsis washingtonensis, 1153 nucleotides long. Its product is annotated as putative mitochondrial porin. NCBI's taxonomy places the organism in Eukaryota, Fungi, Basidiomycota, Exobasidiomycetes, Entylomatales. Gene Ontology annotation, biological process: monoatomic anion transmembrane transport. The coding region runs from base 36 to 953 and encodes 305 amino acids. Gene Ontology annotation, cellular component: mitochondrial outer membrane. The record is from RefSeq and is a predicted model, not a curated record. The transcript is spliced from 5 exons. Gene Ontology annotation, molecular function: voltage-gated monoatomic anion channel activity.